Messenger RNA from Mya arenaria, 1281 nucleotides. Its product is annotated as vesicular inhibitory amino acid transporter-like. NCBI's taxonomy places the organism in Eukaryota, Metazoa, Mollusca, Bivalvia, Myida, Myidae. Gene Ontology annotation, molecular function: amino acid transmembrane transporter activity. The coding region runs from base 46 to 1281 and encodes 411 amino acids. Gene Ontology annotation, biological process: amino acid transmembrane transport. The transcript is spliced from 2 exons. The record is from RefSeq and is a predicted model, not a curated record. Gene Ontology annotation, cellular component: vacuolar membrane.
ACCGAGUGGCAGGCCGGAUGGAACGUCACAAAUGCUAUACAGGGUAUGUUUAUCGUAAGCUUCCCGUACGCAGUGCAACAAGGCGGCUACUGGGCCAUCUUCGCCAUGGUCCUUGUUGCGUACAUCUGCUGCUACACGGGGAAGAUCCUCGUCCGCUGUCUCUACACGGAAGCGGAAGACGGUUCACAGGUGCGAAUACGUGAUAGCUACGUUGAAGUCGCUGAGGAGGUCAUGGGCCGCGCCAUCGGCGGUCGCGUCGUCAACUGCGCGCAGAUCGUUGAGUUACUGAUGACGUGUAUUCUGUACGUCCUAUUAUGUGGAGAUCUUCUGGACGGAAGCUUCCCGGGACUUCUUGACCUGUCCUCUUGGAUUGUCUUGAGCACAUUCUUCUUAUUGCCCUGCGCUUUCUUGCAGACGCUCCGAAGUGUCUCGUGGCUAAGCUUCUGGUGUACGGUCGCGCACAUGGCCAUAAACGCCAUAAUCAUCAUAUAUUGCUUCACUCGAGUAACGGAAUGGCACUUUUCCGAAGUUGCGGUUAAAAUUGAUAUAUGGACAUUUCCAAUUUCUUUAGGAAUAAUCGUGUUCAGCUACACAUCGCAAAUAUUUCUACCUACACUUGAAGAAAAUCUAGUUGAUCGCAAGAAGUUUCACUGUAUGAUGCACGCGACGCACGUGGCUGCAGCUGUGUUCAAGGCCGUGUUUUCUUACAUAGGAUUUGUGACAUUUGGGGUCGUUACACAGGAAGUGAUAACCAACAACCUGCCGACACAAACAUUCAAGGUCAUUGUGAACAUGAUCUUAGUUGCGAAAGCACUUUUGUCAUAUCCUCUCCCAUACUUCGCCGCCGUUGAACUGAUUGAGACCGCUCUGUUUAAAGGACGGCCUACCACUAUAUUUCCAGAAUGUCUAAACAAAGAUAAGGAGCUAAAAAUUUGGGCAAUCCUUCUUCGAUUUGGCCUGGUUCUUUUCACAAUGUUUCUAGCUAUCGGGAUUCCGUAUUUUGCUAUUCUCAUGUCUUUAAUCGGAAGUUUCACCGGGUGUAUGCUAUCCUUUGUCUGGCCGUGUUUCUUCCAUCUGAAGAUAAAGUGGUACAGGCUUAAAUGGUACGAGAAACUCGUUGACGUCAUCAUCAUACUUCUUGGUUGCAUAUUUGGCGGGAUUGGGAUAUAUUAUUCUGCGCAUGCGCUAUCACGUGUUGUGCGAGGACUUCCGGUUGAUCCGCAGACGAAGAUUCAUAUUCCAGUUGCUCCUAAGUUGGAUGUUGCAAAGACUGAUGAUUAA